Messenger RNA from Zonotrichia albicollis (white-throated sparrow), 4397 nucleotides. Lineage: Eukaryota; Metazoa; Chordata; Aves; Passeriformes; Passerellidae. The record is from RefSeq and is a predicted model, not a curated record.
GUUUUCUCCUGUCUGUUGCAGCACACUAGUUACUGCUUGGACUUCACAAACAGAAAUUCCUGAGCCGGCUGAUCUCUGCAGCCAUUCCCACCAUGGAUCAGGACUAUGAGAGACGUCUCCUACGGCAAAUCAACAUACAGAACGAGAACACAAUGCCUUGUGUAGCAGAGAUAAGAAGAACCUUGACACCUUCCAAUUCUCCAAUGUCUUCUCCUAGUAAGCAUGGUGACAGAUUCAUUCCCUCAAGAGCUGGGGCCAACUGGAGCAUCAACUUCCACAGAAUAAAUGAAAAUGAAAAAUCACCAAGCCAAAACAGAAAAGCAAAGGAUGCUACAUCAGACACUGGCAAAGAUGGCCUUGCCUACUCUGCCUUGCUGAAGAAUGAACUCUUGGGAGCAGGGAUUGAGAAGGUGCAGGACCCCCAGACAGAGGACAGGAGGCUGCAGCCAUCCACCCCAGAGAAGAAAUCUCUCUUCACUUACUCACUCAGCACAAAACGCUCCAGCCCGGAUGAUGGCAACGAGGUCUCACCCUAUUCCCUGUCUCCUGUCAGCAACAAAAGUCAGAAGCUGCUAAGAUCACCUCGAAAACCAACUCGGAAAAUCUCCAAGAUUCCUUUCAAAGUGCUGGAUGCCCCAGAGCUGCAGGAUGACUUCUACCUGAACCUGGUGGACUGGUCCUCUCUUAACGUCCUCAGCGUUGGCCUUGGGACUUGUGUUUACCUGUGGAGUGCUUGUACGAGUCAGGUGACGCGGCUGUGCGACCUCUCUGUGGAAGGCGAUUCCGUGACCUCCGUGGGCUGGUCAGAGCGGGGAAACUUGGUGGCCGUUGGCACUCACAAGGGCUUUGUACAGAUCUGGGAUGCAGCUGCAGGAAAGAAGCUCUCCAUGCUGGAGGGACACACAGCCAGAGUUGGUGCCCUGGCGUGGAACGCGGACCAGCUGUCGUCCGGGAGCCGCUCCUUGUCUGGAAUCACUCCAGCCUGAGUCCUGUCCAGCAGUACACAGAGCACCUGGCAGCAGUCAAGGCCAUUGCCUGGUCCCCACACCAGCACGGGCUGCUGGCCUCAGGGGGAGGCACGGCCGACCGCUGCAUCCGCUUCUGGAACACGCUGACAGGGCAGCCCCUGCAGUGCAUCGACACCGGCUCCCAGGUGUGCAACCUGGCCUGGUCCAAACACGCCAACGAGCUGGUGAGCACCCAUGGAUACUCCCAGAACCAGAUCCUCGUCUGGAAAUACCCCUCGCUAACUCAAGUAGCAAAGCUCACAGGGCACUCUUACCGAGUCCUGUACCUGGCAAUGUCCCCUGAUGGGGAGGCCAUUGUCACAGGAGCUGGAGACGAAACCUUACGCUUCUGGAACGUCUUCAGUAAAACUCGCUCGACAAAGGAGUCUGUAUCUGUGCUCAACCUCUUCACCAGGAUACGAUAAACGCCCUCCCUGUGCCCCGGGAACCUACAGCCUGACAUUCCAGGAUCAGACCACUCCCUCGGCGUGCAUGGACCUCCGGAGCCCAGCCAAGGGGAGGGAGAGCUGUGGGACUGCAGGAGGACCCAGCUCAUUAAAUAUGUGCUUGUGACCCACAGGGCUGGGCAGUAUUUGGGACGGGGUGGGGAGGGGAGGGAACUGCCAAAGGUUAUUGGAUUCAUCCUUCAUUAAGGGAAACGGGUACAAGGGCAAUGUUAACCCUGCGUCCUCCGGCCGUCGGGAUGGUGCUGGGCAGGACUCGUGUGACAUGGACCAUUGAGACUGGACCGAGGCCAUGCCCCCUGCCAUGGUGUGCCUCCUGCGAGAGAGGAGCCUGUCCUUGCUGCUGUGGGAAGGGCUUUGGCGUGCUGCUCUGUGUCCCAGAGUGCCAUCUCUGGAGGCAGGAGCCAGCCAGGCUGCUCCGGUACAGCUGGUGCGAGGGGCACAGCUCCAGGCUGGGCAUCUAAGGGCUUUGUUCAUAGCCUGGCAUCCCCAUUCCAGGAAGAAACUGGAAAACUGCCUAUUUUCCUUUCUUUUCAUUUUUUCCCCAGACAGGUACUGUAGUACUUGACAUGAUCAUUCCGUAAGACAGCUUGAUUUUUUUGGGCAUGCUUGACAGCUGCCUCUGAACAAAUACACUUUGGGGCUCUAGACUUUGGAGGAGACUUGAAAAAGCUUCACCUCUAAGGGAGCAGAUUCGGGAAGUUCUGCAGUUGCUGUUUCAUCUUCUGGGCUGAUCCUGGGAGUUACCAGAGAGCAGAAGCAAGGACUUUAUAAAAAAAGAAACCCACUCAACCACCUCUGCAUGUGGAGCUUCCUUUGGUGCUGUUGUGUGGAUGCCUUGCUCUGGAGUCUCCAUGAGGCCAAAAGCAGUUGGGAUGUGUUUGAGAAAAAUAAUAAAUGCUAAAGAUAUGAUUUUUGGGGUGAGCAGGGCCUCUUCUGGCUGGAAGAGAGGCUCUCCUGAAUCAGGGCUGCAGCGUUGCUUUUUUGUUAUCUCCAAGUCCCACACAGGGCCCUGCUGUUGAGUUUUGGUGUGUGGUUUGGGGUUUUUAGGUUGUGUGGGACGAGAGUUCUGGCUGGUGUUGGAGCCCAUGGGGUGUAUCACAAAUGCUCUGUGUGUGUGUGUGUGUGUGGUGCUUUUAAUUUAAGAGAAGCUGUCAGGCUGCACAGCCUGUUCCAUCUGACCUGUGCCUGUGCCUGCCCAGGCCCUGCCUGCCUCCUGCCCUCUCCCAGCGUUGCUUCCUGUUCCCAUGUGCAAUUCCCUGGCUGUGUAUAUAGACUUGUCUUCUCCCUGUAGAUUGCAUAGGUAAUGCUUUCCCUUGCUUUUUUUUCCCUUUGUUGUUUUGUCUGCUCUGCCUUCUUUCCCUAAAACCAGGUGGUAGGAAUAUGAUUGUCUGUCCCCAGUCCCACCAGUAUCCUUAGGGUGAGCCAAGGUGUGAGAAGGCCAGUACAGCCUGGACCACGUGUGCCACCACGCCCGUGCCUGUGUCACGCACACUGGGAGCCACUGGUGAGGAGCUGGUGCUGGGAUCAGCCCCCUGGCAGUGCUGUGCCUGUGUCACACACACUGGGAGUCACUGGUGAGGAGCUGGUGCUGGCAGCCCCCUGGCAGCUCCGAGGCCCACAGGCCCCUUUGUCAUCUCACAGUCUCACUUGCCACCAAAACGAAAUUACCAUGAAGUUUCUGAAGCACUGUUUGAGUGCAACUGCUUUAGUGUAGCUCUGGCCAUGGGAUGUGAGGCAUGGUUUGAAGUCACCCCUGGGCCUGUCUUGUGUUGUUUGUUCCACUUGUGGGCACUGUUCCACAUCACCGUGGGUUGGGAGCACCCCAAAGCACCCAGGAGGUGUUAAAUUAAGUUGGAUCAUUCAAAUGAGGAAUGGGUUUGAAGUAAAGGGUCACCUGCAGGAAGAGAUGGUGUGUUGUGGGUGUCAUCACCUGGGGAAAGGGCCGUUCAGGGGGGCUGGGGAGGCUGGUGGCUGUGCUGUGGGUUUUCCUGUUGUGGAUUGCCUCCUGCUGAAUAGCAGUGUGCACACCCCCAGGACACACUGCUUUUCUCCUCUGCGAGGGUGGAGGUGCUUGGGCUGGGGGUGCACAGGAGGGUUCAGCCCGUUCUGGAGCAGGGCACCCAGCUGGGGUGUAUGGUGAGUGUGGUGGUGUUUGGGUUCCCCAGUGCCCUGGGACUCCACAGGAGUGGAAUUGCCUCUCCCCCUGUGAUGGGGGAACUUCCUCAAGAAGCUGGAGGGAGUGGCAGUGCUCUGGGGUGGGCAGUGCCAGCUGGGCACUGCAGCCACUGCCCAGUGCUCCCAGCUGCACAGCAGGGGUAGCUCCUCAUUGCUCUGUCCCCCACUAUUGUCCCUUCUUGCCAAGGACUCUCCCAAACUGCAUCCUGUGUCUACACCUCACUUUUCUGUCUGCCUUGGGAGGAGGUUGGCUCGUGGUGGCUUCUCUUACUGCACUUGGCAGGGGGCUGGUGAUUGCCAGGCCAGGGUUAGUGAUUGCCAGGCCAGGGUUAGUGAUUGCCAGCCAGGGCUGUUCUGUGGCCACACGGUUGGUGGCAGAGCAUGGCAGGAACAGGCUGCUCACCCUGAGCUCGCUGUCAGCCCGGUACCGGCACCUUCUCUGCCUCGCUGCCAGGCAGGGGCUCCCAGUUGUAUCCGUGUGCAGGUGGGUGUGUGCAGGUGUCUCAGGGUGUUACUGUCACUGUCACCUGCUGCUCAAGAGAGAAGAGGGCAGAGCCGAGGUGAUGUGUCGGUGUGUGUGAUCCGUGGGCACUGGCUCGGGCACAGGGUCCUCCCAGAGCUGUGUGACAAAAGUCUGUGGCAUCGUUGUAUCCCAGGUGUCAUGUGAUGGAAAACAAACAUGGAGCACGCUGUAACCUUCAUGUAAAGCAAUUGAACUGUCAUUAAACAGGUUAUGAAUUUACUGGGA